GACCCCAGCGCGCGCACGGCCAACGAACCAGCCGCGCUCUAAUGUAGGUAAGGAGAAGUGGAAACAUACGUUCGGAACGCGCGCCAGUAUUGAGAGUUCGUCGAGAUCGCGCGCCGUAAUCAAGUUCAAUGGUAAAUCCGUGCAUCAAAUUCGCGUCCGAAAAGAAAGAUUUCUAGUGCCUUGUGGUAAAAUUAUUGCCUGCGAUCACAUAACUACUAGAUUUUAUUAAGACUGACCAUGGACAAAAAUGUUAUAAUAAACAAUGAUUCUUCAACUUCAACUUCAAGAAAACAAGGAAUCAAGGAAGUAAAACUAUGUGUUGAGAGUGAAUCAAACUCUAGUUCUGACACAGAUUCACUAACGAACGAACCGUCAAGCAGUUUUUUCGAUUUUUUAAAUGAAGAUAAGCUACAGAAUGAGAUUAAUGCAUUAGUUAGCCCAAAGGAAUAUCAAUCAGAGAUAUAUGAUGAACAAAGAGGCAUUAAUUCAUUCGGAAAGGAGGGCAUAUACAAAACGCCUCGCAGUCGCGUGCCGACGAUAGUAGAGAACGUUGUCAAUGAUGUGGAGACGACACCGAAGAAAAUUCGCGACACACCACUGCCAUUAUUAACUUGGGCAGAGAGUGACGAAGUCUGGCAGAAUUUGGUUUACAAAGAAGAAGCAACAGCGACACUACGCAACAUUAAAAUCUUCGAUGAAAGAUCUGCGUAUUUACCGCGAAUGCGCGCUAUUCUUCUCGAUUGGAUCAUGGAGGUUUGUGAGGUUUAUCACCUCCGACGCAACACAUACUACUUGGCAGUAGAUUAUAUCGAUAGGUACCUAACUGCGCGUCCCAGUGUUCCCAAAACUCAACUACAAUUACUAGGAGUUGCUUGUCUUUUUAUUGCGGCUAAACUAGAGGAGAUUUAUCCUCCGAAGUUAUCUGAAUUUUCAUACGUUUGCGAUGGUGCGUGCACUGAAGCUCAGAUACUUACCUGUGAAAUACUUCUGUUGAAUAUUUUGGGUUGGGAGGUGAAUGUAAUGACUCCUAGUAGUUGGCUCAAUCUGUACAUGCAGAUACAUUACAACGCUGAUGUCAUCAAACAGUGUAAGAUGCUCUCACUGGAUAACAAGUAUUUUGAGUAUCCUCAAUAUUCAGCGUACGAGUUUGUCAGAGCGAGUCAUUUGAUCGAUUUGUUCUCCAUGGACGCAGGUUUUCUCAAGUUCAAUUACAGUACAAUUGCUGCCGCGGCCAUGUUCUACACUUACGGAGAAGAGGUUGCUCUAAAGGUAUCCGGGUUGAAAAAGAAACAACUAAAAGACUGUACUAAUUACAUGCGUGGGUUUAAUUCGAUUAUUAAUCAAGCUCAUGAUCCGCGACUUGCCUCGAUUGUUCCAGCACAGGACGAUGAGAGAUUGAAUCGUAGUUUUUGUUAUACUAGGCGACAUGUACCGAAACUGAUUAAGAACGAAGAUCAUUCCAUACAAACACAUUUAAUUGAUUUAGACUAUUUUGAGCGAUCAGUGCUACAUCGAAUUGAAGAGUUUGGUAUUCAGGUAAGAAAGGCGUUUGUUAGGAAAUACAAGUCCUCAAGUGGGGAGACAGAAUUUGAGACGUUAAAUGAAGAACCUAAAGAACAAGAACCACCCACAGUAAUGGUAUACGAGCUGACACCAUUGAAGAAGUUUGAGGAAGAGGAGGAAGUCAACACAUUACACACAAUGCAUCCAACUGACGCUGAGUAUGAGGCUGGUAAAGUGAAUAUUUUUCGGUUGCCACACAAAACAACAGUUACUUUCGAUGAUAUACUAUCAAGCAUUCAUCACGAUUCACGUAUAGCUAAAAUUACCUCGCAAUUAUUGGAUCAGUCGCUAGUGUAUCACUAAUUUUAUUUUACUUAAUAGUUGCAGUUUGGAAACAUUUAAUACUAGAGCGUUUUUGUUUGGGAAAUUGUUUGGAUUUGUAAAAGUGGCAGUUCAUAUGUUUAGAGAUAAAUGUGCAAGUAAUUCGAUAUGGAUCACUGAAUAUUUUUGAGAAAGACUUGAUAGAAAAUUUUAUAGCUUGAAAAAUACUGUGAUCUCUACAAACUGACUAGUUUUAUUUAGGUUUUAGUGAAAUUAAUAUUUAUUGUACUUGACGAUUAAUACCGUUCGUACGGUUUAUACAAGUGAAUUUUUAUUAAAGCGUAAAGAAUUUGUACAAAUAUGAUGUAUGGAAUUUUUAAUGAAAUAAUACUUCAAAUGGUAUUUGUGUAGUAGUUUAAUACCAAUAACAAGUGAUUGAUAGCAUUAAAAUGUCUAAUAAUUAUUUGACAACGAAAUUAAAUGAAGGGGUGUAGUAUUAGUGGAACAUAUUUUUAAAAUACUGCAAAAGUAAGAACUCAAAUGAUUUUAUUAUUAGUAUGCUAAGAUUGAGUCUAAUGUUUGUAACGAACGCGAAUUUACAUAGAUACUGUGCCUUGUACUUUGAUUUUUAUAAAUAAAUGAGUUAAUAGUU
Messenger RNA from Dalotia coriaria, 2476 nucleotides. It is a transcript of the gene CycE, whose product is annotated as cyclin E. Bases 238 to 1866 code for a protein of 542 amino acids. Gene Ontology annotation, biological process: regulation of cyclin-dependent protein serine/threonine kinase activity; G1/S transition of mitotic cell cycle. The transcript has 3 exons. The record is from RefSeq and is a predicted model, not a curated record. NCBI's taxonomy places the organism in Eukaryota, Metazoa, Arthropoda, Insecta, Coleoptera, Staphylinidae. Gene Ontology annotation, cellular component: nucleus; cyclin E1-CDK2 complex; cytoplasm. Gene Ontology annotation, molecular function: cyclin-dependent protein serine/threonine kinase regulator activity.